AUGGCGCCGUUCACAACAGUCCUCCUGUCUGCUCUCGCGAUAGCGGCGACGAGCUUCGCCCACAGCCAUAGCUCUGACGAUGCGCAAAAGGUUCUGUCAUCAGGCGACGACUGCCGUCAUCCGGCAUACAAGACUCACAUACUUUCUAAAUCGCCUCUCGUCAUCUACCUGGCCAAUUUCCUAACGCCCGAGGAACGAGACCAUCUGACGGAAAUUACCAAAGACACAUUCACCCACUCCGCCGUAGCUGACGGCUCAGGCGCCCAAGGCCUACGUCAAACCCGCACCUCGCAAUCGACCAACGUCCCUCGCGACUCCGUUGUUCGAUGCAUCGAGCAGCGCGCCCUUUUGUUCCAGGGUCUCGACACUCCUCGAACCCAUCUCGAGCCCGUGCAGCUCGUCAAAUACGGCCAGGGCGAACACUACCACUUCCACACGGAUUGGUACACGAACCCAAUACAUGCCACCUCAGCAUUGGGUGGUAACAGGCAGAGUUCCUUCUUUGCGUAUGUGGCGGCGUCGGACGACGUAACCGGGGGAGGGACAAACUUUCCGUUGUUGGAUGCGCCGUUGGGGGAUGAGUGGUGUAAGUUUGUCGACUGUGACGAGACGUGGGAGAACGGAGUUACCUUCCGGCCUGUGGUGGGCAAUGCGGUCUAUUGGGAGAAUUUGCACGAGGAUGGCAGUGGUGACCAGAGGAAUCUGCAUGCUGGGUUGCCGGUGACCAGCGGCUGGAAGAUUGGGAUGAAUAUCUGGACCAGACAGGGGCCGCUGGGAGAGGAUAUUCGGGGGCCUGACGUAUAG
Pseudomassariella vexata is the source of this 804-nucleotide messenger RNA. RefSeq lists its product as uncharacterized. Gene Ontology annotation, cellular component: endoplasmic reticulum. Lineage: Eukaryota; Fungi; Ascomycota; Sordariomycetes; Amphisphaeriales; Pseudomassariaceae. The record is from RefSeq and is a predicted model, not a curated record. Bases 1 to 804 code for a protein of 267 amino acids. Gene Ontology annotation, biological process: peptidyl-proline hydroxylation to 4-hydroxy-L-proline. Gene Ontology annotation, molecular function: iron ion binding; L-ascorbic acid binding; procollagen-proline 4-dioxygenase activity. The transcript is spliced from 2 exons.